UUAUUAUCGACUGUCACAUGAAGGAAUUCAAUGCCCAUCUUGCUAAAUAGCAAGAAUGGAGCCUUCAAAUUUAUGGUCUUCAAUGAAGACGUACUAUUUUAGAUACGAAAAUAUCAUUUUAAGGGUACCAUUCUGCUUUGUCUUACAACUGGGUACUUAUUUUGACAAGAUUGUUCAAGAUUCAAGCGAAGGCUCCAGACCAUUGCAUGAGGUUGCAGCUGUAAUGUGUGGUCUUGUUGGUACAAUUGGCCUAGUCACAAACUUGAGCUAUCUCCAGAAAUUCUUCAUUUGGUUGAUUGAAGAAGUUGUUCUUCUCAUUGCAUUUGCUGCCAUUGUAGCAUAUAGUCCUUCAGGUGCUAACAAAGAUUUCUUAUGGAGCAGUUCAAAUCCAGAUGUUUCAUCUCAUCUUGAUGCGACUUAUGGCUAUUCAUUCUUAUACACCCAGGUUUUUGUUGCUGUAAGUGUAGCCAUUGUUCCACGCAAGUGGGCAGCUGUUAGUGCCAAGCAAACUGUUGGAAUUUUCAUCAUUUUCCCAGUGAUCAUCCAGCUUCUAUCACUCCCAUUUGUCAAAGCUUCUUCAAUUUUGCGAGAUGUCUGCCUGGGUUACAUUGUAUUUGCUACAGUAAUUCAAGGGUACAAAGCUUGUCUUGGCAUCCUCCAACUACUACAGGAGGUUCCAGGGCUGAUAAAGAAUACAUUCAGAAUUGUAAUCACUUUUGGAUGGUUAGACCUCUUUGUAUACCACUGGAGAAGGGUAAACUUAGGUCAAGUUCUUAUGAUAACUUGGCUAAUGAAAUGUUUGGCUCUAUUCAAUCUUUUGUUGAUUGGAACCCGUAGUUUUCCUGUUGCUUUUUCUGGAAGUUUAGUUUAUUGUUUUGACAGCCUUCUGGAUUUGGCAGGAGCAAGUCUGAUUGUUGGAUUUGUGGCAAAUCUUAUCUUAGACUUCACUAGCAUGCUGAUAAAAGGAAAUAUUGAGCGACCAGUGGAAGACCGUCAUCAGGAACAAUGGAACAAUAGUGUUUCAUUUUUUCUUUUGAGUGUUCAAGUUGGAAUUGCAAGUGUACCCACGCAGCAACGCCUCAUGCUUAUAGGCCUGGUAUUGUUUGUCACACUCUCCUUGUUUCUGCAGUCUGCCUAUGAGCUUGCAGAACCAGCUCUCAUGUCAUUGGGUGCAACUUACUCUGGUGUUUUUACCAGCAAACACUUGCGUGCAAUAGGAGUGUGUGUCUUGAUUCUGGUACUUCCUGGAUAUAUGAUAGUUGUUCUCUGCCAAAUGUUUACUUUUGACGCAUGGUUGUUUGUUAUCAUAUCCAGCAACCUGGUGACAAUUGUUCAAGUGAUGGGAUCACUCAUAAUUUAUGGACUUUUUGUGUCCAAUGUACACUCAGAAAGUCAAAUGAAGGAUCUAGAUGACUAUGUUUAUUACAUCAAUGCUGGCUCAAAGGUUUUUGAGUUCCUAGUUGCCGUGGUUGUCCUUGGAUACACUGCAUGGGCUACCUUAACUGGGGAGUGGAACUAUAUUGGUGCUUUGGUGAUCUCAAUGCAUGCUUACUUUAAUGUCUACAAAAGAGCUCAAGAAGGAUGGAACAAUUUCCUGUUACGACGCAAUGCUGUGAAGAGACUCAACUCCUUGCAAUGGGCCACUGAUGAACAGUUAGAGCACCUAAAUGAUGUCUGCUGUAUCUGUUAUGAAGCAUUAGAUAGGGCUAAAGUUACUAAAUGCAAUCAUUUCUUUCACAGUUUGUGCCUCAGAAAAUGGCUCUAUGUGCAAGACAAAUGCCCUAUGUGUCACGCAGACAUUUUACCACAGGACUGACUAUUACCUGUCUUGCAGCGCAUGGCUGCCGUUGGUUGAAAAAAAAGCACCAACAUCAUAAAUCAUUUCAUGAGUUAUAUGCCCUCUACCACAUCCAAAACAAACUUAAGUUACAAUCUGCGACAAAUUCUACAGACCCACUUUUUAGGAAUGAUUUAGAAAUGCUAAUUGAAUGCGGUUUUCCGUAUUAUGCCCUGCCCCCCCCUAUCACUCAGUGCUGUACAAUCACAGAGUGCAGCAUUGUAAAAGGGGUUGGGGGGGGGUGGGAAGGUGAAAGCAUAGGUCUAAGGGAUAACAGUAUUAUGCUGUUCCAGAGUGUUAGGAUUUCAAUGGUAAUGUAUCAUUUUGUUGGAGGUCAUCAUUAUCCUAUACAGCGUGCAAUGUCGUUGUGAGAAUUUGGAAUGUUAAAGAAUGAACUUGAACAAUUUUGGCCCAGCAGUGAAUUUUGAGUGUAUUAGCUGCUGACCAUGAAAUCAAACUUGGCAGUCAUACAAUUUCUGAUGAGUGACUCUUUCAUGUAUGUUUGAUAAUUUUCUUUGCUUCAAUUACCUGGUUCUAAUAAUUGUGUGUUAAUUUUCUCAGAGCAAGUGGUAAACUUAUAGCCUCAUGUUUAAUGCAUGGGGACGGUGAAAAGGGUUUGUGGGUUUGUGUCACCAAUGCAAGGUGCCUGACAAUAUGACACAUGCGGUGAUGAUGACCUGUUUUGGAUGUUUGUCUCGUCCUUCUAAUAUUUAUUUGUAGCUUACUAGCCUAUGAGCAGUCCUUCCUCAUUAAAACUUCAGUACAAUC
Molecule: messenger RNA, 2605 nt
Organism: Stylophora pistillata
Lineage: Eukaryota; Metazoa; Cnidaria; Anthozoa; Scleractinia; Pocilloporidae
Product: RING finger protein 145
Biological process (GO): ERAD pathway; proteasome-mediated ubiquitin-dependent protein catabolic process
Cellular component (GO): endomembrane system
Molecular function (GO): ubiquitin protein ligase activity
Source: RefSeq, a predicted model, not a curated record